AAAGCAGGAUCCAACCACUGGUCACUGUAGUCGAAGUGAGUGUUGGUACAAAGUAAUACUAUUCAAACAUCCAACAACCAAAGUUGUGGAGAAUCUGUUCUACAACAUCUUAGCAGACCAUUAGUACAUGCAUGUUGUAAAGAUCAGGUAGUCCUGUCUAAAAAGAAAUAAAGCAAAGGAGUUUUAUGCAAAAAUCUCUUGAGAGCUGUGAAAGAAGCUCCCUUAAGAAUCUCAGAUUAUGUAAAGCAGUAUACAAAUAUUCCAGUCACAGAAUACAAGGCUUCUUUUCUAGGUUUAGUUAAGCAAGGAGACAGUGAUGCCUCAUUAUUAUAUAGGUUCUAUUUUUUUAUUAUUUUUUUCUUUUUCUUUUUCUUGCAUGAAAAACCCAACCCAUGUAAAAUCCAAGAGGCCAAUGGGCCCAGUGGACCCUCCAAAUCAACAUUUUCACAUUCAUGGUCCCACAAAAGUGUAACAAGAAUCACUUCCAUCUCCAAGGACAAAGAAAAGGAAAAAGAAAAGAGAUGAAAAAGAAAGAACAAAAAUAAACAUAUGAAAAUAAAUUAAAAAAAACCCAACACUUCCAGCAUAUAAAAAUAUAAAAAAAAAACUAACCCCUCCCCCACAUUACCAUGCUUUCCUAUCCCCCCCUUUCCUUUCUCUCCUUUGAUUCCUCUCAUUCUCCCUUUGCUUCUUUAACUAGUUAUAGUAACACUUCUUUGCAUAUGGCCAUGUUCUUCUUCUUAAACAAGUGAUGGCUCAAGAAGCAAGUUUGGAUAGAGAGAAGUAGAAGUAGAAGGUGUAGAGAAGAGUAUGAGUAGGUCCCUGAGGGCCUUGUUGUGUGUGGGGCUUUUGGUGUCUUUUGCAAUAUAUGUGGAAAGUAGGUCUCAUGGUGCAAAAGCCACACAACCACUUGCUGCUGCAGCAGCUGCUUCUGCUUCUGCUGCAGCUGUGGUGAGUUUUGAGAAUUUGGAGAGCUCCUCUUCAUCAAGAACCAGCAGGCCCAUCAAUAGGCACAUGAUGAACAUGGACCCAUUUAGAAGUAGUAAGAGAAGAGUGCCCAAUGGGGCUGAUCCCAUUCACAACAGGGGAGAGGGGAAGUCGGGGCGACCACCGGGAAGAGCGUAGCAGCGACGGUGCUCCGAGGCGUGGGAGUUUCGACCCUAAGUGUUUAGAGGUGAAUUAUAUACUAGGCCUUAAGGGUCUCAUGGUGAGUGCAACUAUGAGUGGGGCUAUCUUAAUUUAAACAUUCCAAAGAUAUAUAUUAGCCAUAAUAUCUCAUUGCUUUCUUAAAGUGAUCUACUUUAAGAGAUAUUGAUGAUGUUGGGGUUUGUAAUAUAAAGAGUUACCAGCUUCACUCACACAAAAUGAACCUUCAAGAUUCUUUGACCAAAGAUGGCAGGUGCUUUUCCAGUAGCUUUAUUAGUUUUCUCCUUUAUUUUGUUUUAUUGUUUUAUAGAUUUAUAUAAAGAUAGAAAGAUGAAAGAGAAGUGGAUGAAGCUGUAGGUGAAUGAUCAUGUUUUUCAUGUGUGAU
This is a messenger RNA of Ananas comosus (pineapple), 1531 nucleotides long. RefSeq lists its product as uncharacterized. The transcript is spliced from 2 exons. NCBI's taxonomy places the organism in Eukaryota, Viridiplantae, Streptophyta, Magnoliopsida, Poales, Bromeliaceae. The record is from RefSeq and is a predicted model, not a curated record. Bases 811 to 1125 code for a protein of 104 amino acids.